UAAAAAAAUAAUGAGCUUCAUCAUUAAAAAGUGAAGUUACUGUGAAUACGUAUCUAUUUUUAAAUGAGCGUGAAAUAAACAAAUUAAUAACCCGAACGAUUCGAUCGAAAUUUUUUAUGUUCGAAUUGUGUGAAGCGGCGUUUUUAUAAAAAAAUGAAAUCAGAAGAAAAUAUUCGGAUACAAAGCAUUUCUGAUGAAAGAAUGAAACCAACUCGAUGUUGUUUAUGCAUGGAUGUGAGAUUGGCAACAGUUCUUAUUGGAUUGUUUUGUAUGGCAGUAAAUGCUGCAGGAUUUAUUGCAUCAACUACUGUAAUGCUAAAAAAUAAGGAAAAGUUAGGUGAAUGGAAGUACUUUUCAAAUGUCAAACAGGCAUCUACAAGUCAUGCAGUUGAUCAACUCAUUGGGUUAAGUGUGACCAGUAUUUGCUUUGUUAUAAUUAUUGCAUUGGUUUAUGGCGCCAUUAAGCGAAAAUCAAACUAUAUUCUACCUUUUUUUUGUUUGCAAGUUUUUGAUGCUACUGUCACUCUCAUGGUUGCUGCAACAAUGAUUAGUUAUGCUCCACAAGUGAAAUACUUUAUUGAAAAUCAUCCUGAAGUUUAUAUGAGUGCUGAUUGCAUUUCACACAUGAGUGUCGAGAAGUUCCGCUAUUUUUUGGUUCUUUUUUGGCUCGUCAUGUUAACUGCUAAGUAUUUUAUGAUGACUGUUGUAUGGUCUUGUUACAAAUAUUGUAAGAGCUUUGAAGAAAGGCAAUCUUUAGUGCAGCUGCCACAGAUGCUUUACCAUGGAAAUAUGGAUACUGUGACUAAUCUCCCAUCCUAUGAAGACGUGGUUAAGAUUGCUCCUCCACCUGCAUAUUCAAGUUAAACUGCCUAAACGUCCACAUUCAUAGAAAUAUGGAAGUUUUUUCAAUUUUGAAACA
Molecule: messenger RNA, 919 nt
Organism: Hydra vulgaris (swiftwater hydra)
Lineage: Eukaryota; Metazoa; Cnidaria; Hydrozoa; Anthoathecata; Hydridae
Product: lysosomal-associated transmembrane protein 4A
Cellular component (GO): lysosomal membrane
Source: RefSeq, a predicted model, not a curated record